AUUGGUUCUCGUGGAACAUACUCUCUGUGUAUUCAGCUGAGAAAAAAGAGCCUAUGGUGAAUGAAAGGGAGAACCGGUCUCCGUCUACUUUUUCAAGAUGGCAUAUGUGCCCGUUCCGGUGUGCACGUUGGCGAUCGCUUGAGCUGCGGCUGUUUCGCGCAAAAGAAAUGUUUCUGGACUUCAGAGCGGCAUGAAGCAUUCGAAAAAGGCCUCGUCUCGACUGCAGCAACGCCUUUGCUGUUUUCUGUACGGGGAACUCGGUAAACUGAAGCGGAACUCUUUGUACGUCUAUCAGGGUUCUCACCCAGCUGGACUUUCACGCCGUGUGAAGGACGUCCAUGGUUAACGAGAGUUAUCCCGAGUCCACACUGCGGUGAAAAACUUUUUUCUCAAACAAACGAUAACUUCUGUCUUUUCUGCAGUCAUUGCCUCAACUGUGAUUUGGUCGUCCCGACUCAUUAGGUCCCCAUCUACAUCCCACCAGCCCCAGCUUGCUAGAGAGUGGCGGUUUGAUUUACAGCGUCGAAGUCUGCCCGAAGCUGAGCAACACACUGUUAGUUCGUGGCCUCCGGCUUGAUCUUGCGAUUUUCAACGCUUCACACGUGUCCACCCUGCCUAAGCAUGGUGCUGACGAUGAUGAAGCAGUGGGUAGAGAAACUGGACUUUUGGACUAUCGCGGGCAUAGUCCUCGGAUCUCUAGCGACUUACAAAAUGGUGAAAGCGUCGCUCAGGUGUCACUCGUUCUGGGGAAACCCUGCAAAUGAUGGAACCAGACAGGCGGCAAGCAGUGCUGACAGUGCUUACAAGGCUCCUCCGAAACCAAAUCCUUGCCCGCGAGACUUCACUUUGGACGAGUUACGCGCCUUCAAUGGAAACCAGAAACCGCCAGUCGCGAAGGCCACUGAAGAGCGUGUGGCGGAGGAAUCUUCCGGUGUACGUACACCAGAAGCGAUGGACGCAGCGUCUGCGUCCGCAGUUGCAGCGGCUGCGGUUGGGGCUUCGCCUCCCAUUUAUAUCGCACUCAAAGGGCGCGUGUACGACGUGACUUCUCACCGAGACGGUCGACGGUUUUAUGGAGCAGAUGGACCCUACGGGAUUUUUGCUGGCAGCGACGUGACGAUGAAUCUUGCAAAAAUGGUUUUUUCUGAAGGCGAGAAAAACACGGUACCAUCAAAGUGGCAAACUCUCUCCCCUGAUGAAAAUGAGACCAUUGACGACUGGGAGGAGCGGUUCAAAGCCAAAUACGACCAUGUUGGAUUUGUUGUGUUUGGAGUCCCGGCAGAGGAUGCGCUGCUCAGGGAAAUGUACAGCGAAGAGAGGAAGGAAGCAGGGCUUGCAGUAUAAAGACGCAAAAAGUACCUGUCUUUCGGCUCUGUGCCGGUCUUUACGGGGUCCAAGUUGCCAUGUAGACUUACUCUGUGAAUGACAGAAACACCUUUGGUGAGAUGCCGCUCCAUAAAUGAGCACGGUGAUCUCCCCGCGCGAAGACAGCGGCAAACCCGCUUGAUCAGGCUGUCUGUCGUUUUUUUAUUCUAACUCACGGAACUGUGCCUGCCGUGGUCAGUCGAAAAGGCUGAGAUGCUUCUGGAGUCGUUUUUCCUCGACUUGCAGUACUCUUUUGCACCGUCUGUCGUGAAACCGAUACCUGCAGGUUCCGCGAAAUUGCGCAGCUGGUUGAGUUUUUGUACCUCGUAACCCACAUUCAUAUUCCACCCACGGCAUGUGAAUUUUUUCUGGAAAUUCUUUUUUUGCAUGCAUGAGUUCGAAUCUCAUCAUUGGAUUGUUUUGCUGUACUACAUGGUCGUUUUCUGAGUAACUAAAUCUAAAGCAUUGUUUCUGAUUCGAGGUUAGGGCGGCCCAAAUGGUUGUAAAUAAUUCAUUCUUUGCAAAUAGAUUCUGGUGGGUGCUGCUCUGAUGGUCUUUAUGAGCAA
Toxoplasma gondii ME49 is the source of this 1931-nucleotide messenger RNA. RefSeq names its product cytochrome b5 family heme/steroid binding domain-containing protein. NCBI's taxonomy places the organism in Eukaryota, Apicomplexa, Conoidasida, Eucoccidiorida, Sarcocystidae. The coding region runs from base 622 to 1344 and encodes 240 amino acids. Gene Ontology annotation, cellular component: membrane; endomembrane system. The record is from RefSeq and is a predicted model, not a curated record. The transcript is spliced from 5 exons.